AUGCAGCAAUACCAGACCGAUUUCCUUAACCUCGCCCUUGAGAGUCAAGCCCUCAAGUUUGGCUCGUUCACCCUCAAGUCGGGGAGACAGUCGCCGUACUUCUUCAACUUGGGACUCUUCAACACCGGCAAGUUGUUGAGUACGUUGGCGACGUCGUACGCCGAGGCCAUCAUCAACCUGGGCAUCGAGUUCGACAUCAUUUUCGGUCCUGCCUACAAGGGGAUCCCUCUCUGUGCCAUCACUGCCGCCAAGUUGGCGGAGUUGUCGCCGGAAAAGUACGGGUCGGUCGGUUACUCGUUCAACCGCAAGGAGAAGAAGGACCACGGCGAGGGCGGGUCGAUUGUCGGGUGUGCGCUCAAGGGCAAGAAGAUCUUGAUUAUCGACGACGUGAUGACGGCGGGGACGGCGAUCAAGGAGGCGUUUGAGAUCAUUGGCGCCGAAGGCGGCGACGCCGUCGGGUGCAUCAUCGCUCUCGACCGUCAAGAAACCACCAAGGACUCGCCGUUCUCGGCGACGCAGGCGGUGGCCAAGGACUACGGCAUCCCCGUGGUGUCGAUUGUGUCGUUGACCGACAUCAUUACCCAUUUGACGGGCAAGAUCUCCGCCGAAGAGUUGGCGAGCAUCGAGGAGUACCGCAAGACCUACGCUCCCAAGCAGUAA
Molecule: messenger RNA, 660 nt
Organism: Diutina rugosa
Lineage: Eukaryota; Fungi; Ascomycota; Pichiomycetes; Serinales; Debaryomycetaceae
Gene: URA5
Product: orotate phosphoribosyltransferase
Exons: 1
Coding region: 1-660 (219 amino acids)
Biological process (GO): 'de novo' pyrimidine nucleobase biosynthetic process; pyrimidine nucleotide biosynthetic process; pyrimidine ribonucleoside biosynthetic process
Cellular component (GO): cytoplasm
Molecular function (GO): orotate phosphoribosyltransferase activity
Source: RefSeq, a predicted model, not a curated record